This is a messenger RNA of Bacidia gigantensis, 2097 nucleotides long. RefSeq lists its product as uncharacterized. Gene Ontology annotation, cellular component: nucleus. Gene Ontology annotation, molecular function: exonuclease activity; nucleic acid binding. Lineage: Eukaryota; Fungi; Ascomycota; Lecanoromycetes; Lecanorales; Ramalinaceae. The record is from RefSeq and is a predicted model, not a curated record. The coding region runs from base 1 to 2097 and encodes 698 amino acids. The transcript has 2 exons.
AUGGGGAAAAGUGGCAAGAAGCGUAAACGUCCCUAUGGACAGGACAGUGCUUCUGCAAACCCUGGUAUGGGUGCUGCUCUUGCGCAGCUGCGUGGAGAGCAGCCUCAAUCACAGCGUCCCAAUUCAACUUCACCAGUUGCGAAGGAAGACUCGCCAGAAUCUGGCGAAUGGCAGACUAUCCAGCGCAAGAAGCAUAAGAAGACUAAGCACCCAGAAUUGAGAUACAGUGAGCUCCAUCGUUUGCAGUCCGCUGUGAAAUUAGCAGACUUGCAGAGUCUGAUUCUGUAUUGUAUCGCGGAUGCGCCUUCUCCGCAAUGGGUCUCUGUCAGGCACCAUGGCAAGAUCAAUAGAGCUGUAAUCGUAUUCGUACCAGGUCUUGAGAAAGCACUGUUUGAGAGAAGCGUCCCACUGCAGGACGACGAGCCAGGAAGUCAUGAUGCCCUCGUAAAGCUGGAUGUGGAGAAGUUUCCGGCUAGUGGUGAACGUCAUGGCAUUGUAUCUAAACUUGCCCAAUCCAACCAGUCUCUCCAGGAAAAGCUCAGAUCGCCUGAUGAUUAUCUUCCCUUACCUCUCAAAUCUGAAGAUCUGCCAGAUCCGCUAAAGCCUCUCGCAGGACUCUUUCCACAUGUUUGGCCCGUUAAAAUGCCUGGGGAUGACAGAAAAGUCCACUCUCCCCUUCAUCAUAUGCUGCAGUCCCCUAUACCUAAGUCAUAUGAAGAGAAGCUGCGGGACAAACAAAUCAAAGGGCCGAAGCCAGCACACGAGUCUCGACACUGGACGAACGAGCGCACGAGCAUUGUCAAGUAUUUACUGGGGAACGAAGACCUAUUAGAGAACGAAUAUGUGCUGCAUCCAGCCUGCUAUGAAAGCGCAAGGCUAGACGUAGAGAAGGAAGCCGAACGACGGCGUUCAGAGAAUCAGACGGAAGCAGCCGGCUGGAAAAACACAAACGUUACUAAUUACGAUGAUGGCAACGUUCCAGACAAAAACAUACAGAAAGGCUCUGUGACUGCAAGCCGACAUAUCCUCGUUGUCGACUGCGAGAUGUGCACCGUCCAAGGCGGCGAGUCUGCCCUUACCCGCGUCAGCAUCAUCGACUGGGACGGCAAAACAGUCAUGGACGAGCUCGUUCAGCCAGACAAGCCCAUAAUCGACUAUCUCACACCCUACUCAGGCAUGACAGCCGCCCUCCUCGACUCCGUCAGCACCACUCUCUCGGACAUCCAAACCCGACUCCUUGCCCUCGUAACCCCCCACACCAUCCUCCUCGGACACUCUCUCAAUUCUGACCUCAUAGCCCUCAAACUCACCCACCCUUUCAUAAUCGACACCUCUCUCUUGUACCCACAUCCGCGCGGACCCCCGAUGAAAUCCUCCCUAAAAUGGCUCUCCCAAAAGUACCUCUCACGUUCCAUCCAAAACGGGCACGGCACAACUGGGCACAACAGCAUCGAAGACGCCCACGCCUGCCUCGAUCUCGUGAAGCUGAAAUGUGAGCGCGGUCCCAGCUGGGGAACGUCCGAAGCUACCGUCGAGCCCAUCUUCAAACGCAUGAAGCGCUCUCACGAGGGGGCUAAAGGCUGCAUCAUCGACCACGGCGCCCCAGAGAAAGGAUUCGGCUCGAUGGCUGACUUCGCCAUCCCCUGCACUGACGACGACGAUGUGGUUGCCGCCAUCAUCCGCGCGGCUAAUGGUGAUAAAGCUGGGGAGUAUAUACCAGCGGGCGGGGUGGCGCUCACAUGGGCCCGCAUGCGCGAUCUAGAGAAUGCUCGCAAGUGGAGGAACGACAUGUUUCAUGAUCCUGCAGCGCCCAACCCCUCGCCCGCACAACUAUCUCAAGCCCUCACCAAGACGGUCUCGCAGAUCCAACGCAUCCACGCCUCCCUCCCCAAACAAACCCUUCUUGUCAUAUAUUCAGGCACAGGCGACCCAAGAGAAAUGGGUCGGUUGCAGAAUAUGGAACGCCAGUAUCGGAGGGAGUUCAGGACCAGGAAGUGGGACGAUUUGACGGUGAAGUGGACGGAUGAGGAGGAGCAGGCUUUAAAGCGGGCGGUGAGGGGCGCCAAGAAUGGGGUGGGGCUGGUUACUGUGGUUUGA